Carassius auratus (goldfish) is the source of this 1079-nucleotide messenger RNA. Its product is annotated as calcium/calmodulin-dependent 3',5'-cyclic nucleotide phosphodiesterase 1C-like. The transcript has 3 exons. NCBI's taxonomy places the organism in Eukaryota, Metazoa, Chordata, Actinopteri, Cypriniformes, Cyprinidae. The coding region runs from base 399 to 851 and encodes 150 amino acids. The record is from RefSeq and is a predicted model, not a curated record.
AUGCUUAGCGCUCAAGUAAAUGGGCGAGUGAGUGUGACAGUGAAUGAGGGAGAGAGAGCCUGCAAUCAAGCACAGUUUAGCAGUGGGAAGGGUCACAGUGUGAACGGGAGGGGAAGAGAGAGAGAGAGAGAGAGAGAGAGAAACAUCUCCCAUCUGUGAGUUUAUUGUCCUUACAGUGUAAGAAAGGCAGGCAACAGAGAAGCAGGCUGUAUGAUGAGCUCAAGAGGGAUUUUUACAGAUGGGAUGCGCUCCCUGCAGGAGAUGUCAACCCUGUGACUUCCUUCAUUAAUGAUCCUCUCUGAUCUUUGAGGUUCCCGCUCAGAGCACGCUUUUCCACCUGUGGAGUCUGUUUCCAGAGUUUCUCUCCCUUCGCAGACGGACAGAAACAAUUGGAGAACAUGUCAGAGCUCAGCUCCAAAAAACAAGGAUUUAAAAAAUGCCGGAGUGCCACUUUCAGCAUUGAUGGCUUCAGCUUCACUAUUGUGGCGAAUGAAACCGGAGAGAGCAGUGCGAGACCUCUGGCACGAUUCGCACGUUCCAAGUCCCAGAAUGCUUUGUGGAACGCCAUCACAGCAGGCAUCGGGAUCAAGGACAAAGACAAGCGGGGUAUCCUGAUUGACCCGCGGAGCCCGGAGGAGAUUCUAGCUGAUGACCUGCCCUCUGUCGAAAGUCCUGAUGCCAUGGAGAAGACCGCCAUCAGGUUUGGAGGGAAUCACACACUCACUCACUCACUCACACCUCCAUCAAUCAGUACGGGCCGAUAUCUGCUCUCGAUCAAUCAAUGCUGGUUCUGCGUUAACUGCUUUCGCGAAAUUCUUUACCAGCUGUUAUCUAAAAGCACUUUAAAGUGAAGCUUGGUGAAUGGUCAUGCUCUGUUAGCAGGAAUUAUGCAGUGAUUAUGUCACAUAAAGUGCUUUGUGCAUGUGUUUUACACUCAUAUGCACAGCUGGCAGGCCUAGAUAGGAUUAUUGAUUUGUUUAGGAGCAAUGGUGUCAAACCAACACUUCUAUUACAGAUCACAGCAGGCUUCUCACUGCUGAAAGGCCACGCUCUCAAAAAUGAAGGUUCCAGCUGGAGUC